CAGCAAUACUCAAUCCUCUUUGUUCUUCUAUCAAAAUAAUCAAGCACAACAAAAAUAUUAAAUUUAACUAAGAUGUACAGAUCAGCUAGCACUAAUCGGGUCACUGAGACUUCGAAAGUUUCCACCACUCUCAGGGCACUGUCGUUGGAAUCAAGCGAAUUACCGACUCAUUAUGAACCUCUGUCGGAAACCAUCAAGAAAGAGAGAUUUCGUGCAAGAUUUGCAGAGAACUCUGUUCAUCUUAUUCCUUUGGUGCUACUUCUUUGUGCUCUCAUUCUAUGGUUCUUCUCUAAUCUAGAGAUGGACAUUCAAGGUAGCAGUAGCUCAGCAACAGCAAAACUUGAAGGGUUGACUAUCGACGGGGACAUAGAGAACGACGUUACUCAAACGUCGAACCUAACCCUGGAGUUGGGGGAGAUUGAAUCUGUGACACAAGAUGGCCGCAACCAAAUCUCAGCUCUAAAAAUCACAUAGCCCUUAAAUCCGGAUGGCGCUUAUUGAUCGUUUUAGUACCACUACAACAUUUCUCACCAAUCCAAGUGUCUAUCAGAAAGUGCAGCAUUUGUCUCUAUGGAGCACCGGACAAGCAUAUAACAUAUCAUUUUUUCCUACUUUAAUUUUGUUUUCCGUAAUUUAUUUAUUUAUUUUGAUAUUCAACUAUCCGGUGC
Molecule: messenger RNA, 668 nt
Organism: Oldenlandia corymbosa var. corymbosa
Lineage: Eukaryota; Viridiplantae; Streptophyta; Magnoliopsida; Gentianales; Rubiaceae
Source: the annotation of a GenBank genome assembly